UUCACAGGAUGUGGAGAAACACACACACACACACACACACACACACACACACUCACUCUCUCUCUCUCUCUCUCUACACCAAACGAUAUUUUUUGUCCCGUAACCCGCAGGCCGGUCAGGUUUUACUAUCCUUGUGGGGACAUUUGGUCCCCACGGUGUAGUAUAAACAAGUACACACACACACACACACGAGUUUGCACGCGCGUCUCCAUCAUGUUUAAUCUUCGUUCUGUGUGUGUGAUCGCGUUGUUGGUUCUCAGUGCGUCGAGAGCUGAUGAAGAUGCUGCUGCUGCUGAUGAUGAUGAUGAAGGUCUGGCAGCAAGCCCAGUGUCUGCGGAGUUGGGCGCCGUGCGUUCGGUGUGUAAGCCGGUUCCGAACACGAUGGGUCUGUGUUCCGGUAUCGGUUACGGAGAGAUGCGCUUACCGAACCUGCUGGGUCACGCCAGCGCGAGAGAAGCGCAGCAGCAGUCCGCCGCGUGGAUGCCGCUGCUCGGUAAGCACUGUCACCGAGACACGCGGCGCUUUCUCUGCUCGCUCUAUGCGCCGGUGUGUUUACCGGAGGUCUCGGCUCCGGUGGGACCGUGCCGCAGUCUCUGUGAGGCGGUGAGGGACGCGUGUCUGCCCGUCAUGAGCGCCUUCGGCUUUCCGUGGCCGGAGAUGUUCAACUGCAGCCGGUUCCCAGAUGGAGCGGAGCUCUGCAUCCCCGGAGAAAGAGACCCGAACCGGGAUGAAACCACCGAGGCGACCGAAGAUUCUGCAGUGUGUGAGGUUUGCAGUCCAGACUCCGAAGGACUCGGAGAGCAGGAGAUCCAGCAGAACUUCUGCAAGAGUCAGUUUGCGUUCAGACUGCGCAUCGGCUCCUGGUCUCGGCUCGGGACAGACGUGCGUGUGGUUCCUCAGGGCCGCAGUCGGGUCCUCCGCUGGCUCGGCGGGCCGCAGGAGCAGAGCGCUCUCUGGCUGCCUCACGGAUGCUCCUGUCCCGCGCUGGAGGGUCAGCUCAAGGGCUCCUACAUCGCUCUGGGUCACAUGCAGAACGGACGCAUGCUCCUCAGGAGACUCCUCAAGUGGUCCCGUGAUGAGAAAGAGCUGAAGAAGUUCAUCAGGACGCUGCUGAGACAAGACUGCUGAGACACGAUUAAUGAACAAACGGAUUGCGCAAAAACGGCAUUUUCAAAAUGGCCUGUUUUCUAAUUUUUUGAGGAAAAUGCAAAUCUUCAUAAGUCAUUUUAAUAUAAUUUUUGCUUAUUAAAGAAAAAAUAUUACCCACUCAACCAUUAUCCCAUCCUCAUCCAACCCAACCUCAACUUUGAUGCAAAUUAAUUCUACUGUACAUUUGAUGAAAUAGAAAUAAUUAAUAAAAAAAGUGUAUAUAUAUACAUACACAGUAUAUAUACACUACCAGUCUUUUGAAUAGUAAGAUUUUUAAUGUUUUUUAAAGAAGUGUCUUCUGC
Onychostoma macrolepis is the source of this 1451-nucleotide messenger RNA. It is a transcript of the gene sfrp2l, whose product is annotated as secreted frizzled-related protein 2 like. Gene Ontology annotation, molecular function: Wnt-protein binding. NCBI's taxonomy places the organism in Eukaryota, Metazoa, Chordata, Actinopteri, Cypriniformes, Cyprinidae. The transcript is spliced from 3 exons. The record is from RefSeq and is a predicted model, not a curated record. Gene Ontology annotation, biological process: canonical Wnt signaling pathway; negative regulation of canonical Wnt signaling pathway; non-canonical Wnt signaling pathway. The coding region runs from base 214 to 1128 and encodes 304 amino acids.